AUUUCAGGCUUUCAGCUGUUCUUGUUGCUGUUUACUUUUGUAGUAAUAAAAACUGACACCCAGCACGUGAUCUUGCUCAUGCUCUCUCCCAUGGUGCUUUAAUUCGCCUCAAUCCACGCGCCAUUUUCUCUCUCAUUCUCUCAUCUUCCUUCUUCUACGUUCUUUCACACUCGCUCUUUGCUUCUUGCUCUGUGUACUAAAAAACGUGGGGAGGUUUGAGGUUUCGCCCGCUAGAUCUGCCUCUUCAGGGCAAAGGAAAUGGGUAUCAUAUCCAGAAAGCUUUUCCCAGCAUGUGAGAGUAUGUGUGUUUGCUGCCCUGCUUUGAGGUCAAGAUCUCGGCAACCUGUUAAGCGUUACAAAAAACUGCUUGCAGAGAUCUUUCCUAAAUCCCUCGAUGGCCCCACAAGUGAAAGAAAAAUUGUUAAGUUAUGUGAAUAUGCCGCAAAAAACCCUUUUCGGAUCCCGAAGAUAGCGAAGUAUCUUGAAGAAAGGUGCUACAAAGAACUGCGAUCUGAGCACAUCAAGUUCAUCAAAAUUGUUAUGGAGGCCUACAAUAAGUUGCUUUGCAUAUGCAAGGGGCAGAUGGCAUAUUUUGCUAUUAGUUUGCUGAAUGUGGUUACUGGACUUUUGGAUAACUCUAAGCAAGAUGCAGUACAGAUAAUUGGAUGCCAAACAUUAACAAGGUUCAUCUAUAGUCAGGCAGAUGGCACUUACGCGCAUAACAUUGAAAAGUUGGUUCGCAAAGUAUGUGCAUUGGCUCAUGAGAAAGGGGACGAACAUCAAAGGCACUGCUUAAGGGCAUCCAGCUUGCAGUGCCUCUCAGCCAUGGUUUGGUUUAUGGGACAGUUCUCACAUAUUUUUGAUGAUUUUGAUGAGAUUGUACAUGGCGCUUUAGAUAACUACGAGCCUGAUGCUCAUAAUGAAGGUGAUGAUGAGAGGGGGGAGCCGCAUCAUAAUUGGGUGGAUGAAGUAGUUAGAUGUGAAGGCAGAGGUGGUGCAGUUGCAAGUUGUGAUACGAGCCCUAGUUGCAUGAUCACGAGGCCACGACCAGAAAAGAAGGAUCCUUCUCUUUUGACAAGAGAAGAGAUUGAGACUCCUAAAGUAUGGGCACAAAUUUGUAUCCAAAGAAUGGUUGAAUUAUCCAAGGAGAGCUCAACAAUGCGCAGUGUAAUGGAUCCAAUGUUUGUUUAUUUUGAUUCGGGACGGCACUGGAUUCCUCGGCAGGGCUUGGCUAUGAUGAUUUUAUCUGAUAUGUCGUACUUCAUGGAGAGUUCUGGGAAUCAGCAGCUGAUUUUAGCUUCCUUAAUACGUCAUCUGGAUCACAAAAAUGUUGCACAUGAUCCCCAACUAAAGUCUUAUGUCAUUCAAGUUACUACUGCUUUAGCUAGGCAAAUUAGAUCAGGAGUUGUUCUAGCAGAAAUUGGAUUUGUUCGUGACCUAUGCAGGCAUCUGAGGAAAAGUCUUCAAGCAACAGUUGAAUCAGUUAGCGAGCAAGAUUCAAGCUCAAAUAUUUUACUGCAGAAUUCAAUCGAAGACUGCUUACUUGAAACUGCAAAAGGGAUUGCCGAUGCACGACCACUUUUUGACCUGAUGGCAAUAACACUGGAGAAGUUGCCAUCUGGAGGUGUUGCCAGGGCAACCAUUGGAUCGUCGAUGAUUCUUGCUCAUAUGAUCUCAGUAGUAUCAGCCUCUUCACGUACUCAACAGGUCUUUCCAGAAGCCCUUCUUAUUCAACUGUUGAAAGUGAUGUUACACCCAGAUGUUGAAGCACGAGUUGGAGCACAUCAGAUAUUUUCUGCGCUUUUAUUUCCAAGUUCUAAUCAUCCCCUUCAUGAAGUUGCUUCUUUGAGAAGUAGUUUUCUACACCAACCAAGAAGAUGGCACUCAAAUACUGCAUCUGCAUCAGUUACAGCUCUACUUGAAAAGCUUCGGAGAGAAAAAGAUGGCACCAAGGUAGAAAAGCAUGGGAAUAAUGUUCAUGAUGAUUUUAAAGAAAGGGACAUAGUAGAAGAAGACUGGAAACAGGGGUGUGCUCGCAAGAAUUCCCCAAAUUUUUACAAAUUUAGCUCUAUUAUUGACAGGACGGCUGGGUCAACCAGAUUGUCUGAGGCGGAACCACAUAUCAUGAAGUUUAAUGAGGAUCAAAUGGCACAGUUGCUUUCUGCAUUUUGGAUGCAAGCUAGUCUUCCAGAUAAUUUACCUUCAAAUAUUGAAGCAAUAGGUCAUUCUUUCGUUUUGACACUUAUUUCUUCAGGUUUAAAGAAUAUGAAUGACAACCUUGUGAUCCGAUUCUUUCAGCUUCCCUUGUCUCUCAGGAAUAUAUCCCUUGACCCUAACAAUGGGAUCUUGCCUCCAGCAUGUCAAAGAUCUAUCUUUGUUUUAUCAACAGGCAUGUUGAUGUUUGCCGCUAAAAUAUAUCAGAUUCCUAAUCUGAAAGAUUUGCUCAAGACAUUAGUUCCACAUGAUGUUGAUCCGUAUCUAGUUAUUAGUGAUGAUCUUCAAGUAUAUGUGAAGCCUCAGGUGGAUAUCAGGGAAUAUGGAUCUGUUACUGAUAAUCAACUUGCUACAUCAUUGCUCUUUGAGUUGCGGAACAAGAUAUAUGAAUCUGAUAAUGUUAUAAUGGACAUUUUAGUUCAGAGUCUGUCUAGCAUUACUGAGCUGGAGGCAGAUGACCUGACUAAGCAACUGUCAGAAUCAUUCACACCUGAUGCGUUCAUGUUUGGUCCACAAUCCAUACUUGAAUUUGAUCACAAUCAAAUGGUUUCCCAUUCCCAGAAAUCACUGUCCUUUGAUGGGGAUUUUCCAAUGAAUUCACUAGUCACGGAUGAUGCAAUAAGUGAAGCAUCUGUUGCUGAUCUCUCUCGCUUCGUUCCAAAAAUGCAUUCUCCUCCAUCUAUGCCCCAUGUUAUCAGCAUUGGGCAGCUUCUGGAAUCGGCACUUGAGGUAGCUGGGCAAGUGGCAGGAUCAUCUGUGACUACUUCACCCCUCCCAUACAACACCAUGGCUAGCCAGUGUGAAGCCCUUGGCACAGGCACAAGGAAGAAACUCUCCAAUUGGUUGGCCCAUGAACAUCACCAAAGCAGGGCACUUGACAAAUCGCUCCCAGCAUUCGAAAAGAUAACAAGCAGCGGUGGUCCUGCUCAGGUAGGUGUGUUGCCACAUGACCCAUGGUUGGCAAUGAGGCUGCCUCCUGCCAGCCCCUUUGACAAUUUCCUCAGGGCAGCUGGAUGUUAGAAGAGAAGCCACAUUCUGUCUGUUUUGUGUUACCUAUCUGUAAAGUCUUUAGGCAGAAUUUAGAAUUAGUAGUUUAACCUUUAAUUCAAACUUCGAGAUUAUUUGGGGGCUUUCAUGCCAGCUUAUUAAUCCUUGUAUGCAUCAUCUUUGAAAAGACCCAAAAAAAAAAUCCAUGUAUUCAACAUGUUGUCUUUGUACUUCUAUUUUAUCCGGGGCAAAUAUUAGUACUAACAA
Molecule: messenger RNA, 3468 nt
Organism: Alnus glutinosa
Lineage: Eukaryota; Viridiplantae; Streptophyta; Magnoliopsida; Fagales; Betulaceae
Product: protein SEMI-ROLLED LEAF 2
Exons: 20
Coding region: 259-3234 (991 amino acids)
Source: RefSeq, a predicted model, not a curated record